AUGGCCUUCAGACAAACACCUCGACUGGCGACAGGAGCCGCACGCCGCGCUCUUCUCGACACGAUAUACGCAAGGUUCAAAGGUCUCGAAAAAGGAUCCAAAGAAUACACGGAGCUAGCAGAAUCGGGCAGAGUAUGGGAGGAGUACCACCAGCCAGGCGACUUUGUGAAGAUGGGCUACUUGAAGUGCCGAGAGGAUGCAGCUGAGACCCUCGCCCAGAUCGACGACUUCAGGAAAUCUAUGCGGUGUCCUGCGAGCAAACGGGGUGCCCAGAUGGUUCCCUAA
This is a messenger RNA of Sporothrix schenckii 1099-18, 285 nucleotides long. RefSeq lists its product as uncharacterized. The coding region runs from base 1 to 285 and encodes 94 amino acids. The record is from RefSeq and is a predicted model, not a curated record. Lineage: Eukaryota; Fungi; Ascomycota; Sordariomycetes; Ophiostomatales; Ophiostomataceae. The transcript is spliced from 2 exons.